Molecule: messenger RNA, 697 nt
Organism: Oryctolagus cuniculus (rabbit)
Lineage: Eukaryota; Metazoa; Chordata; Mammalia; Lagomorpha; Leporidae
Source: RefSeq, a predicted model, not a curated record
UGUUUAAUUUUCCCUUCAGACGUUUGAUGCAAAUGAUUUGUAUCAGGGGCAGAAUUUUAACAAGGUCCUCAGUUCCCUAGUGACUCUAAAUAAAGUGACAGCAGACAUUGGACUGGGAAGUGACUCCGUGUGUACGCGGCCCUCAUCUCACCGGAUCAAGUCUUUUGAUUCCCUCGGAUCCCAGCCUUCACACAGCCGGACUUCAAAAUUGUUCCAGGGCCAGUAUCGAAGUCUGGACAUGACGGAUAACAGCAACAGUCAGCUGAUCGUCCGGGCGAAGUUCAAUUUCCAGCAGACCAACGAGGAUGAACUGUCCUUUUCAAAGGGGGACGUCAUCCAUGUCACGCGUGUGGAAGAAGGAGGCUGGUGGGAGGGCACGCACAACGGCAGGACGGGCUGGUUCCCCAGCAACUAUGUGCGCGAGAUCAAGCCCAGCGAGAAGCCUGUGUCUCCCAAGUCAGGAGCGCUGAAGAGCCCCCCCAAAGGAUUCGACACAGCCGCCAUCAGCAAGAGCUAUUACAACGUGGUGAGUGUGUGCGGGACGCACAGGGCAGCAUGCAGGGAAGCCGGCUGGAGCGUCACCGGUCUGCUGGACCUCACCUCCGUCAGCCUGCACAACAGUCGCGGCGACACUGCGGGGCCUGCUGCCUCUCCGAGGGCGCUCUGGCGGGCUAUGUCUCCGCCGUUCCUUUGCUGA